Cryptotermes secundus is the source of this 2194-nucleotide messenger RNA. RefSeq names its product glucose dehydrogenase [FAD, quinone]. The transcript has a single exon. Lineage: Eukaryota; Metazoa; Arthropoda; Insecta; Blattodea; Kalotermitidae. Gene Ontology annotation, molecular function: flavin adenine dinucleotide binding; oxidoreductase activity, acting on CH-OH group of donors. Bases 179 to 2140 code for a protein of 653 amino acids. The record is from RefSeq and is a predicted model, not a curated record.
UGAAUUUAGUAAACAAUUUUCUGUACUUCGUUUACAUGUGAAAUGGCUCGUACUAUUUCAUUAGGUACUACGGUGUCUAAUUAGUCUCAUUUAAUUUAAUACAUCACAAUCUUCACAGUGUUGCAUAGAGUGCGACAGCCGUGUGCUAGUGACAGCUCAAAGAACUGAAAAUGCCAGGAUGAGUCUGGUCGCCAUUGUAUCUGGGGCCACCAAAUUGGCGGUCAGUAUCAUAGGACUGGGAACUAAACUUUGGUUUCUGCCUACAUUCCUAGCAGCCUUCGCUUAUUAUCACUAUGACCUUUUCGAUCCGGAGAACAGGCCAAUAAAUGUCAAGGAAGUCCUUCCAAAAUACGACUUCGUCAUCAUAGGUGGUGGUACUGCAGGCGCCGUGCUCGCUAACCGCCUCACAGAGGUGCAAAACUUUAAUGUUCUUCUCCUGGAAGCCGGGGGUGAUGAACCCGAAAUAGCAGAUGUUCCUAUUCUCUCUAUAUAUCUACACAGAAGCCAAAUAGACUGGAAAUACAGAACGCAGCCUCAAGCCUCAGCAUGCCAAGCUAUGGUGGACAAGCGAUGUUGCUGGACCAGAGGUAAGGUCCUCGGGGGCUCCAGUGUCCUCAACACAAUGCUCUACAUCCGUGGCAAUCGCCGAGACUUCGACCUAUGGGAGAGUUUAGGCAACCCCGGCUGGGGAUAUGACGAAGUACUGCCAUAUUUUAAGAAGUCUGAAGAUCAACGGAAUCCAUACCUUGCAAACAACACAAAAUAUCACGGAACUGGAGGUUAUCUCACGGUUCAAGACGCUCCCUGGAACACACCUCUCGGCAUUGCGCUCGUGCAGGCCGGGGUAGAGAUGGGGUACGAACAUAGAGACAUCAACGGUGAAAAACAAACAGGCUUUGCUUUAUUUCAGUACAAUAUGCGGCGUGGAUAUCGCUGCAGUAGUGCCAAAGCUUUCCUACGUCCGGUGAGGUUAAGGAAGAAUAUUCAUAUUGCUAUGUGGAGUCAUGUAACGAAAGUGCUUAUAGACCCUAACACUAAACGUGCUUUUGGAGUAGAGUUCAUCCGUGGUGGCAAAAAGCAAGUAGUGCUUGCAAGCAGAGAAGUGAUUCUAUCAGCGGGAGCAAUUGGCACACCGCAUCUGCUCAUGCUGUCUGGAGUAGGGCCAGCGGAACAUCUGCGGCAAAAGAAAAUACCAGUCAUUCACGACGCUCCGGGUGUUGGGCAGAAUCUGCAAGAUCACAUUGCCAUAGGAGGAAUUGCCUUCCAGAUUGACUAUCCGGUCAGUGUCCUCAUAGACCGCUUUAUGAACCUCAACAAUGCGCUGCGGUACGCCGUGCAAGGAGAUGGACCGCUAACUUCCAACAUCGGUCUCGAAACCGUGGGUUUCAUUUCGACGAAAUAUGCUAACCAGACCGACGACUGGCCCGACAUAGAGUUCAUGAUGACGGCAACUACAACGUCUUCAGAUGGAGGCACACAAACGAGGAAAGCUCACUGCAUAACCCAAAAAUUCUACGAUGAAUAUUUCGCACCUAUCAACAAGAGAGACACCUUUGGAAUAUUUCCCAUGAUUCUGCGCCCAAAGAGUCGUGGGUACAUAAAGCUACGAACCAAUGAUCCAAUGGAUUAUCCUCUGAUAUACCAUAACUAUUUAACCCAUCCUGAUGAUGUGAGGGUAAUGAGAGAAGGGGUCAAAGCAGCAAUUGCGGUGGGAGAAACCGCUUCAAUGAAGAGAUUCGGCACGCGGUUUUAUAGAAAAGUAGUUCCUGGCUGCAAUGGCUACGAAUUUUUCACGGAUGAAUACUGGGAAUGUGUCAUACGGCAAUACACGAUGACCAUUUAUCACAUGUCUGGAACGGCCAAAAUGGGCCCAGCAGACGAUCCAUUUGCGGUUGUUGAUCAUGAACUAAAAGUGCACGGCAUUCAGGGGUUGAGAGUAAUAGAUGCAUCCAUUAUGCCCACUAUUACCAGUGGAAAUAUAAAUGCACCCGUAUAUAUGAUCGCUGAAAAGGGUGCUGAUAUAAUAAAGGAACUGUGGAAAUCGACAAAAAAGGAAAGGAAAAGAAGAGGCGUUAUUUCAAACAAUUCCACGAAUAUAAAGAAAAGGCAUGGUUCAAAGGCUAGAAAAAAUUCACAAUAAAAUUAAAAAUAUAUUGAAAGUAGUGGUCACUGCAUAGCGUCGUUCUUUCCAAAA